Molecule: messenger RNA, 489 nt
Organism: Anoplopoma fimbria (sablefish)
Lineage: Eukaryota; Metazoa; Chordata; Actinopteri; Perciformes; Anoplopomatidae
Gene: cmtm8b
Product: CKLF-like MARVEL transmembrane domain containing 8b
Biological process (GO): myelination
Cellular component (GO): membrane
Molecular function (GO): structural constituent of myelin sheath
Source: RefSeq, a predicted model, not a curated record
AUGGAGAGAGCCGCUGUGGCAUCGGCCCGUAGGUGUCCCUCAGCACAAGAAUGCAACAUCUCAACCUCCACCUUGGCCUUCGACCAGCACUUCUCAACAACUACCAAAGAAAUUCUCGUCUUGGCUGAGAUAGUGUGUGGUAUGUUGGUGUGGAUUCUGAUAGGGGAUAUUCAUCUGUCUGCUCUCUGCUGGGUGAUGUUUUUUGCCAUCUUGUGCUGGGUUCUUACUGUUUGCCUGUUUAUAAUUUACCUCACUGGAGCCCAGAACAGGAUUCCACAGUUCCCCUGGACUACACUGUCGCUGUGUUUGAACUGCAGUGCUGCAGCUCUGUAUCUGGUGACAGCAGUAGUAGCUGCUCUCUCAGUCAACCAGGCCACCAGGGGGCGACAGCAUCUGCAAGUAGGCUCCACUUUCUUUGCAUUUCUGACUACUGCAGGAAGCAGUUACCUGAGCUACUGUGCCUGGAAAACCACAGAAGUAGGACAAUAG